Molecule: messenger RNA, 3383 nt
Organism: Portunus trituberculatus (swimming crab)
Lineage: Eukaryota; Metazoa; Arthropoda; Malacostraca; Decapoda; Portunidae
Exons: 10
Coding region: 961-3015 (684 amino acids)
Biological process (GO): carbohydrate metabolic process; glycosphingolipid biosynthetic process
Molecular function (GO): N-acetyl-beta-glucosaminyl-derivative 4-beta-N-acetylgalactosaminyltransferase activity
Source: RefSeq, a predicted model, not a curated record
CUGCAAAAAUUUUAUGUGAAGGUGUCUGAAGAGGAAGAGAAUACUUGGGAAAAAUGUGUUAUUUGCCAUGUAAUGACGGUGUUGGUAAGGUGGGCUUCAAUAGCAGCAUCCAUGGGGGUGCACGAGAUGGUGGUGCCGGCUCGAGUGUUGAUCAAUAGUACAGCGCUGCCGCCCGCUACGCGCUCCCCUCCUAUCCAAUAACAGGACCGAUGCACGGGCGUUGUCAAGGCUCCCUAACGUGCUCUGAGUCAAACAUAACACAAGUUUUUCAAGAUGUGCACUUCAGGGUGGCAAACUAAAGGUGGAUUUGGAGAAAAUAGUGAAUUACGCAGUACGACAAUUGCCCUGGCGGUGAAGGGAAGUCUGGGAAUAAAUUUAUUUCUCUCAGAGACACUGUUUCACACACACACAAUCGUAUCGUGCAAAAAAAAAAAAAACCCACGUACCACACCGCUGCUUUUUCUCUUUAGUCGUGAAAGUCGUGUGAGUGAAGGAAAAAAUAUUCUGAAAUGAAGACGUCAACAUAUGCCUUCCAUGCAUUACUGUGAAUUUCGUGGUCAUUUGCCCUGUAUUUGAAAAUCGGCAACCGUGGAGUAGCGUGCAUCCAAGAAGCCGCAUUAUUUUAUUGUUAAGACAUUACCUUUAAUUAAGAAGGCUGGGAUUAAUUACAGUCAGUGCCAGGUAGGUGUUGAGAUGCCAGGACGUGCCCCACACCCCGGCCCUGGCUAACCUUUGUGGUGGACUCGGGUUUUGCUGUCGUGAUGUGACUCCUGUGUCUCACCUCAACACCUCACUCGUCGGUGUCACGCUGCUUCCGUCUCUUAUCUCCUCACCACGCAUUGCUGUUGCGCUGGAGGUGCUUUGGUCAGCGCAGGCAGCGGGCGAGGAGCCGCGGCGGGGAGGCCAGUGCAUGCGGGUGAGUCAUGAAGGGGCGCCCCGUGUGCAGCCCUGAGCCUGGCCAUGACCACCAGCACCCACCAAGGCCCUGACCAGGCCCCGGCGCUCAUCCGCAUCAGCCCUAAAAGAAUACAAACACAGGUAACCCAGGCGGUGCGGUACCGGCCCGUCAGGUCACUCUUGCUGCUCGGGCUGCUCGUGUUGGUGUCCCUCUUCGUCCUCUUCACACUGUCACAGAUGGCGGUGGUGCAGCACACAAUGAUGGCCCACCUUGGUACGGGCGUGUCUCCUGGCUUGGUGGCGGGGGGCGGAGGGACGACAAGCGGGGGGCGAGCGUCUAAAGGAUCAAAGAGACCUUGGCGUCGUCAGUUUAAUCAGUUCAAGAUUGAGCCUUUGCUGGUACGCAACGCCCCGUCCGUGGAGGUGAACUCAGCCAUGGCAGCAAAUCGGCGCAUGGCUAACCAAAUCGCUGCAAUCAUCGUCCGCAACUCCCUCUUAGUCAGCCACUCCAGCCACUCCAAAGCGCACAACACAUCCUCCUCUCAUCAUGUUCCAUCAGAAGACACGAUUGAAGGUACCACCAAUUCCUCUGACAUCAGGAACGACCCACCAGUUUCUUCAAAUCUCCCGCCAGAAUUCCGUCGCCCUGGUCAGAAGGUCUCCUCGACGGAAGUUAAUCGAGGGACGGCGUCACAGGGAUCGGCGGGAGGGAGUGGCGGGCAGGAAGAUAUGAGGAAUGUCACUGAUGUCAUAAGGACGAAAAAUAAACUAAAAGGCAGUUUGGUGAUAGGUGAAGAAAAUGUAAGACAUUCCACAACGUUAGAAAGACAACACGAGACCACGAAAUCUGAGAAGGUUUCCACUUCUACGCUUAAGGACGCGACAAAACCAAAAGUGUGGUGUGACCCUGGUGCAAGUGAUUGUAGUGGACAAAACAGUGCUCUUGUACAAGUGAAUAACAACAUAAAGGUUGGGGGCAAAGAGCAGGACAAAGACUCUAUCAGGAAAGCCACGAACUCCCAAGGAAAUUACGAGAAACAAAAGAACGAGCCAUUAAACUUAAGCAAAACACAUUUACACGACGAAAAUUUAAACUCUACCGACACUGAAAGAAAACUCAAAUACUUAAACGUACCAGACAUUAGUUUGUAUGAAGCCAUCGACGAUGAUGACACUGACCUGGCGUUCAGAAAGAAUGUCUCUAAUAGAAAGGGAGGUCCGUCAUCGCAUCUUUCUGAGGACCAACUAAGGGAUCUUCCUCUGUGCCCCGAGAUUCCUCCAGGACUGAAAGGACACCUCCACGUAGAUUUGGACUACUUGGAAAAGCUCAGCCUGAAGGAGGUGUUGCAUCAGCUGGACUGGGUGUCGCCCGGUGGCAGCUGGAGUCCCGUGCAGGAUCCUCUCAACCCUUGCCUCCCUCGUCAUAAAGUAGCGAUCGUGUUGCCGUACAGAGAUCGCCUCCAUCACCUCAUCAUUCUCCUAAGCUGGCUGCACCCCAUCCUCCGCCGCCAGCAGCUCGAGUAUUCAAUAUACGUCGCCGAGCAGACUGGGAACGCCACCUUUAACAAGGGCUCCAUCAUGAACGCUGGCUUCGUAGAGGCAUGGCAGAGGAGCGACGCCAACUGCUUCGUGUUCCACGACGUUGACUUGCUGCCAGAAGACGACCGGAACAUGUACUCGUGCCCGCCACACCCACGCCAUCUGUCGGUCGGCGUGGACACCCUCGGCUACAAGUUGCCAUACUUCCUGCUCGUGGGAGGUGUGCUCAGUGUCCGCGGUGAUCAGUUCCUGCGCCUCAACGGCUACUCCAACAUGUACUGGGGCUGGGGCGGCGAGGACGAUGACAUGGGAUACAGGAUAAGACAAUCUGGGCUUAGCAUCACUCGACCUGCAGACUCGGUGGCCAAGUACACCAUGAUUCGACACCUCAAGCGUCGACCUCUCACUUGGAAGGUUCGUGGGAAGCUCCUGCGCACCUCUGGCCGGCGAUACAGGCUGGACGGCCUCAACACACUGAAGUACACGCUGCAGGGCCUCCACCGACACCCGCUCUUCACCCACUUGCUCCUCGACGUGGGGACACCUCCAGAAAACCUGAUUCGUCUUGACAGCGGCUAGUGUUUCUCCUCUUACUAAUUAAUGAGUGACGUGUAGUAUUGUUAUUGUUACCGUUGUUGUUGUUAUUAGUAGUAGUUUAAUUAUUAAUAGUAUUUAUUUGUUUAUUGUUGUUAUUACUAUUAUUAUUAUUAUUAUUAUUAUUAUUAUUAUUAUUAUUAUUUAUAUUAUUUGUAUUAUUAUUACUAUCAUUAUUAUUACUGUCUUUAUCAUCUUUGCUAUAACUACUGUAACUGCUACUAUUUCUACUUGUAAUUACAUUUCUGGGGAUGAGCAUACACAACACACACACACACACACACACACACACACACACACACACACACACACACACACACACACACACACACACACACACACACACACACACG